Molecule: messenger RNA, 3624 nt
Organism: Mytilus trossulus (common blue mussel)
Lineage: Eukaryota; Metazoa; Mollusca; Bivalvia; Mytilida; Mytilidae
Exons: 24
Coding region: 1-3624 (1207 amino acids)
Source: RefSeq, a predicted model, not a curated record
AUGAUGAGAAUGAUGAGGUCUGUUAUGAGGCUUUAUUACAUAUCAGGCUCAUCCUCUAGCAAGGAUUAUCACACCUCUAAAAGCGUAAGUUUAAGAAAUGAUGAGAAUGAUGAGGUCCGUUAUGAGGCUUUAUUACAGUAUCAGGCUCAUCCUCUAGCAAGGAUUAUCACACCUCUAAAAGCCAAGGAUUAUCACACCUCUAAAAGCGUAAGUUUAAGAAAUGAUGAGAAUGAUGAGGUCGGUUAUGAGGCUUUAUUACAGUAUCAGGCUCAUCCUCUAGCAAGGAUUAUCACACCUCUAAAAGCACGAGCAGAAGUAAAUGGAACUGGUAUAAUUGAUCCCUAUGAGUCUGGAAUCAUGGAAAUGACACCUCAUCACAGAGAAAAACGAUUGGCUUUUCUGGACAAGUUUCCCAAGAUAAACUUUAGACUUGAGGCUCCAAGUGUCGAUUGGAGAAAAAUUUUAGGAUCUAAAGAUUUAGGUGCUUCGUUUGGCGUCAUCAUGUAUAACAUGCUGGAUCUAAAAAUUGAACCAUUAAGCGGCCAUUUGAGAGUAAAUGUUCAUGACGAGGCCUAUGCUAGAAUACUUCUUGGAAUGAUUAACCAGAAGAUGGACUUCUUUGUAGCCAGACUUUGUUUUAAAGGAGGCACCCAGUACAAUCUGAAUAUUUUAAAAGAGAAUGGUAUGAAACAGAUAAUAGAAUUAGCCACUAAGUUUGACAAGAAGGUGAUGGAGAUUGUCAAUGCCAUUGAAACUGGAGUCACAUUGUUUAAAGACCUGAUUGAUGGCAAAACAAACAUUAAAGAAAUUGUUGAUGAAUUCAUAGAGGCCUUGAUGGAGUUACCUGGCAAGGUUUUGGGUCUUAGAGACAAAGCAGCCAAUGUGAUGAAAACCAUAGGUCAGCUGGAUCCGGAGGAGUUACCUCCCUUUUUAAGACCUCUCAGAAAUCUGAUUGUGAAAGUAACAACAGUGUUUAAUGAUAUUAAAACAGAUAUCAUGAACUUUUACAAUACAUUGGUUCAGACCAUCACGGUUAUAAUCCCACAGCAAGCCAAACAAAUCUAUGAAAGUAUUGUUGAUGUCAUUGAUGGUUUCACAGUCAUAUUGAAAGAUCCUAAGACAGCUUUAACUAAGAUCGGCAAAGGUGUUGUACAGAUUUUCAUGUCUAUAAAGGCCUUAUUAGAUGCAAAGAAUAAAACACAAGAAGCUUGCUUCUUUUUGAAAGAUGAGAAACCAUACUGGUGGGAUAUUACAACAGUUUUUGAAGAAAUUUUGGCUCUUUCUCAAGAAGCUGUAAAAGCAUUAGCCAAAGGUGGACCUAGCUGGGUAGCAACUAAGGUUCUUGAUGGAGAUGAUCCAGUGUCAAAAUUCACUAAAGGAAAAGUUUCAAUGAGUCAAAUAAAAGAACAGGUGAUAGAUAAUUUGACUAAUGUAAUCGAUGAACUUUUGGAACCGUUUGAUGGUCUUAAAGGAAUAGCAGAUAGAUUUAUGAAAACAUAUGAUGCAUUUUUUGGUGUAAUUAAAAAAGUGAAAGAGGCAUAUGCAAUACUGAAGGAAGGUUAUGAAUUUGGACAGUCUAUUAUAAACACACUUUUUGGACCCAAAUGCCACAAGGACUUUCCAAGAUUGUACAGAUUAGAUGCAGGGCCUUGUAAAGGAAAAGGUUUUUAUCCUUCAACAAUGGGUAAAUCUGGCCAAGCAGAAUACGCUGUAGCAGGCGUGGAUAUUGAAAUUGAUGUUGGAAAGAUAGUGGUUGCUCCUUUUCCUGGCAUUGUUUACAAGGGAAAUAACUCUGAUGAGGUUAUCAUUGAGGCGAACACAGCUGCCUUAAAGGGAAUAAAGCUAUUUGUAAACGGUGUUACUGUCAAUACGACUAUUCUGCACCCAACAGACCCUCUUUACAUUGAAAACAGGAUUGCUGCAGGAGCUCCGAUUGGUACUGCCAAACAAUCACCUUGUUAUCCAUUCAACCAUAUCCACUUUGCCAUGAUGAAAGACGAAGGAACUGUUGAUCCUACAAAGUUCCUGUCUCCAAGAUUCUUUGAGGUUCCAAAGUGGGUACAGACUUGUGAUGACUACAAAUUAGUUUAUAAGUUUGAAACUAUAGCCUCUGGAAUAAUUGUUGGACUAGGUGGAAAAAAGAAUAAAGACACCAGUCCUAAGUUAAAGAGUAAAGUGAAAGCACCUGCUAAACCACCAGCUAAACAAGACCCAGGGGAAAAGACGGAAGCCAUUAAAAGUAAACCAGAUGGAAUGUAUGCCAAAACUAAGGCUAAUCCAAAAACCUUACCUGAUGACUCAAAGAAUGGAAAGCCAGGCCCAUUUGCAGCUCUAAUGGCUAAAGCUGACAGUUUUAUGAAGAAGUUUUCUCUACGUAGACUGAAAAUGGGAACAAUUAUUGAGUUUUUAACAAAAUUGGGAAUGACAGAGAGCAGAGCGAAGUUUGUUCAAGCUCUCAAAACAUUGCAGUCCAUAAUUGACAACAAGCCAUGUUUUAACCCACAUGAGCUGACAGAUGAACAAAUCAAACAGACCCUUCAGGAAAGAGGGAAACCAAUCAGUGGAACUAGAGCUCAAAUGAUUAAAAGGAUUAUGGACCAGGAUAACCAAUGUCCGCUGAUGGCUUUCACAUUGCCAAAGAAAGUAUACUGCCUCUUCUCCAGUGACUGUAUGGCUGUGGAAUGCUGCAUGAAUGUCAAAAUAUCCAUGUUCCUCAGAGUGGUCAAAGCGUAUGCUAAUUUUAACCCAUGUACUUUCAAGUUCAGAUACGGCUUUGAUGUGUUUAAGGAUGAAAUACAGCUUCCACAAGUUGAUUUUGAUGGUAUUGAGAAAACAAUAAAUACUGGUAUUAUCUUCCCCAUUCCAGUAAUUGGGGAUCUGGAAAUUGUUGUCUUCUUGAAGAUAGAGAAGACAGACAUGGAAACUGUUAUAACAUUUGGAGGAGGUCUCUGUGAACCUGGAUUUUACCCUGACGAAGAAAAUUGUUUCGUUAUAAUCAACCUCCUGGAUCAAGCUGUUUUACCAUUGCCUAUAUGUUAUCCAGAUGGAACUUAUACAUGGCCUGACAUAAACUUUGCAACCUACUUCAACAAGGAAGCUGUGAUGGAAAGACUGAAACAGGCAGGCAAAAAGGCAGCUAAGGUGAUAGCAAGCAAUCUAGCCGAAGAAGCAUUGGCCGCUCUGGGUUUACCCGCAGAGUUACUUACUGCUACUGGACCAUGUCCUAGACCAGAAAAUAUGACAUUAGCCAUAUUGAAAGGGAAGAUGAUUGAUGCAGAUCUAAGCACUGAUGGUACAAGACUUGAUCUAAAUUCCAGAUAUGAACUGUAUGAUAGAAGCUGUUACAAUGCAGCGACAGAUAAAACCCUAAUUCUUCCUGCUAUAACUGACCCCUCCCUGAAGAAAACUCUGUACUACCAACAGUCUCCAAACUGCAUGAGAUUUGAUGCCUGUGCAGAUAUAACCAUCAAGGCUAUAGACUACACCAAAGCAUUGAAAGCCUACGUAGAACUGGAUCCCUGUAAAUUCAUCCUUUAUGCUGGUUUUGAGAAAUGGGAACGGCAGUUCAUCCUCAUUUCUUAUGAAUGGGGUAUGUUGUUAUUAUGUUGUAAUGUUGCACAGUGA